Messenger RNA from Exophiala viscosa, 1231 nucleotides. RefSeq lists its product as uncharacterized. Gene Ontology annotation, cellular component: RNA polymerase I upstream activating factor complex. Lineage: Eukaryota; Fungi; Ascomycota; Eurotiomycetes; Chaetothyriales; Herpotrichiellaceae. Bases 226 to 843 code for a protein of 205 amino acids. The record is from RefSeq and is a predicted model, not a curated record. Gene Ontology annotation, biological process: nucleolar large rRNA transcription by RNA polymerase I. Gene Ontology annotation, molecular function: RNA polymerase I cis-regulatory region sequence-specific DNA binding. The transcript has a single exon.
AAUUCACUACAGGGUUCAGUCCUGGUACGUGAAAUACUGGGCAGUGUUUGAUUUCUAUGAUCUCCAACUUCAACGCCUGUGCAUAUACUUGCGAGUCAAAUCCAAGCGCUCAGUGCCCGAAAGCAUGAGGCUAUCUGUCUUUGCCAGUAGUCACUGCGGUUGGCCGUCAGAACAGUCGGACCCUUGAAUGUCGGAUUGUCUCUGCGAUCCGCCGUCUACGCAAAGAUGGAUGAGAGCGAGUCUCAAUAUUCCGAAGGCAUUGCCCGAAAUGAGGAUACAGAGAAGGACUCGCCCACCGGCCAAGUACGCCGCUCGGUGAACCUGUAUGACGCGGUGGCAGGCAGAGCUGGGCAGAACGGAUUCUUGACGGAGGAACAAUUACAUUCAUCGACUUUUCUGCCUGCUGCUCCCGAGGACUACUUACUACGGCAAACAAGAAUACCUGAAGAGCUCCUUGAUGAUAUGCACGAUCCAGGCGGCACAUAUUCACAGGGAAACAAACUGCCGGAGUCGGAGUUGCUCAAAGCAAUUCAUACUUACGCAUCCGACUUUUACACUUCUGCAACGGCAAACAAGGGAACUAACGACUUCCGUUCCUUGGAUGAAACAGCACUUGUGGCUCUGGGAAUCUUGGUAGAGGAGGCGGUCAAAGAGGCACUAGGAGAAAAUGGAGACAUGGUCUUUGUUGAGCCUGAAGGACUCGAAGAUGGGGUCGAAGAGACGAAGAUGACUCGCCAUCAGAUCAAAGGAAAGGUGAAGCUUGCGGCUAGACCGACUGAUACGUCAGACGAGGACGAUGUUGAAGAAGAAGACAUGUCACCGGCCAAACGGCAAAGGCGCUGAGGCAUGGAGAGAACAUACUAGACAUUAUUGACGUGGCACAAUGUAUCUACAGGGAUCAGGGUAACUUACGGUUGCGAACUCUCCAACAGUCUGGUCCCCAGAAAAGCUUGACAACUGGAAGCUUUAAGUGCCCGUCAUACGUGCAUAUGUCAUCGAAGAUGAGUGGUGCGGUCAAUGCAUGCACUUGCAUGCUACCAGAAGUCGUCGGAGAAGAGACAUGGAACGUCGGAACCGCACUAUGGCGUACCCGUAAAUAUUAGGACCGUGAGUGUGGGCAGCCAGAAGGUAUCUUUGCCUCGUCGACAUGCGCUUCGUACAGUGGCCUCUUUAAUGCGCCCUGAGGCACUAAUUGAUGGCGCGCCGGGAACAAUAAGAUCGCUUAGGGGGC